AUGGGGAAGUUGCCCAAAAAUUUUGCACUUCUUAAACGAAGCGGAAACCAACGAAUUUCUAGACGCCGUUUACAGGAAAAUUCGUCAUUUUCUUCUAAUGUGUCUUCUGGUGAAGAUGACAAGAAGGAAUUGUUGGAUGAUAUUGUUACAGAUUGGAAAGAUUCUGAUUGGGCGCCUUCAAUUUCAGCUGUUUUUAAAAUUCUUUUUUCAAUACGUCUUUCAGCAUCACUUUGGAGUAUAAUUUCUGAUUGUGACGAAGUAUAUAAUUAUUGGGAACCUUUACAUCUUGUUUUGUUUAAACGUGGAUUUCAAACCUGGGAAUAUUCUCCUGUUUAUGGAAUUCGGUUGCACUUUUCUUUUCUCUUCGUUUUCUUAUUAGGUUUUUUCAAUUUUUUAAAUAUUAAACAAUUAAUUAAAGCUUUUUUACUUUAUUUUCUGAAUUAUUUUUAUAUCGAGCUAUUUGUAAAAGAAUUUCAAAUUCAAUUGGAAGAACAUUUAUUUUAUUCAGUACAUUUUCUAGUGCAAUGUUUGGAGCUAGUUGUGCUUUUUUACCUUCUUCAUUUAGCAUGGUCACUUUCAAUUUUUUGUACGGCCAUUAGUGCUUUAAUUGGUUGGCCAUUUUCUGCAAUUCUUGGAUUGCCUAUUGCAAUAGAAAUGUUGAUAAUUAGAAAAAGAAAAUUAGCUUUAAAAUUUUUAUUUUAUUCAAUUCUUUUUGGAUUAUCAAUUUGUUUAUUACUUUUUAUUGUCGAUACACAUUUCUUUGGAAGGCCUGUUCUGGCACCUUUAAAUAUUAUUUUUUACAAUAUAUUUUCGAGUAAUGGGCCAAAUCUUUAUGGAAAAGAACCAAUUUCUUUUUAUUUAAAAAAUUUGGCUUUAAAUUUUAAUAUUGCUGUUAUUUUGGCUAUUUUUGCAAUUCCAUUUUGUUUAUCAUUUUUAAUUAUUAAAAAAAUAAAUGAAGAAAAAUACAAAAAAGAAGACAAAACAAUAUUUUUUAAAAAUUAUUUUGAAAAUAAUCCUUUAAAACAAUGGGAAAGAUUUAGACCUUUAAUUUUUCUUUCAAUGUCAGCAAUUGUUUGGAUGUUAGUUUUUAUGUUACAGCCACAUAAAGAGGAACGUUUUCUCUUUCCAAUUUAUCCACAUAUUUGUUUAUUGGCAGCUAUUUGUUUGGAUUGUUUGUAUAGAUUAUUAAAUAAAACAAAAUUUGCAACAACAUUUUGUAUUGCUAUUUUAAUUAUUUUUGUUGUUGCAAGUUUUUCACGGAUUGCUGCUUUACAUAGAAAUUACUCUGGAUUGUUGGAUAUUUACAAAGAUUUUAAUAAUAAAAUAUCUUCUGAUAGAAUUUUAAUAGAAAAUACAACAAAAAAUUCAACAAUAAGAGUUUGCAUUGGAAAAGAAUGGCAUCGUUUUCCUUCUUCUUUCUUUUUGCCAGAAAAUGGAAAACAUUUUAAUGAAGUAGAAAUGCGUUUUAUUCGCAGCGAAUUUCGAGCUCUUUUACCAGAUAUUUUCCCAAAAGAGUCAACAUUAUCAGAAAUUACAAGGCAAAUACCAAUUCAUCAAAAUGAUGAAAAUCGUGAACAACUAGAGAGAUAUGUGCCUUUAGAAUCCUGCAACUUUCUGUUUGAUUUGGUUGGAAUGGAACCGACAGAACUGGAACCAGACUAUUCAAAAAUGGUGGGUAAAAUAAUAAUUCAAAUUUAA
Meloidogyne enterolobii is the source of this 1698-nucleotide messenger RNA. NCBI's taxonomy places the organism in Eukaryota, Metazoa, Nematoda, Chromadorea, Rhabditida, Meloidogynidae. The record is from the annotation of a GenBank genome assembly.